Messenger RNA from Fraxinus pennsylvanica, 1509 nucleotides. Lineage: Eukaryota; Viridiplantae; Streptophyta; Magnoliopsida; Lamiales; Oleaceae. The record is from the annotation of a GenBank genome assembly.
AUGGCUAUCACAAAGCAACCCUCCGGUGAUAUCAAAACCCGAGUGAACAGUUGCCUUAAUAAACUCUCAGACAGAGACACCCUUUCCAUGGCUACCAAUGAAUUGGAGUCUAUAGCUAGAAAUCUUUCGACCGAAUCAUUUGGCCCUUUCUUGAACUGCCUUUCCGCCACCGACUCGUCGGAUAAGUCGCCGGUCCGCCGUCAGUGCGUCCGCCUUUUGGGAAUUCUAUCCGCCUCCCACGGAGACGCUUUGUCGCCUCACCUAUCUAGGAUGCUCUCUUCCGUCUUCCGUCGCCUCCGGGACCCCGACUCCUCCGUCCGCUCCGCCUGUGUCGACGCGAUAACCUCCAUUACCACCCACGUAACAAAGCCUCCUUUCUCUGCCAUUCUCAAGCCCCUUGUAGACGCUCUUUUCCACGAGCAAGACCAGAACUCACAGAUCGGUGCUUCGCUGUGCUUAGCUGCCGCUGUGGAGGCGGCGCAGGAACCCGACAUGGUGGAGCUGAAAACGCUCUUGCAGAGGCUGUUGAAAUUAGUAAAAAGUGACUGUUUCAAAGCGAAAUCUUCUUUGUUAGUGCUCAUUGGCAGCAUUGUGAGCGUUGGGGCUGCUAAAUCCAAGAAUUUAUUGAAUUGUUUGAUUUCGGCCACUGUUGAGCUCUUGAGCAAUGAAGAUUGGGCCACCAGAAAAGCGGCAGCGGAGGUUUUAGAGAGGCUGGCCACGGCGGAGACAAAUAUGUUACCGGAGUUUAAGGCUUCUUGUGUUGCUACAUUGGAUAGCAGAAGAUUUGACAAGGUGAAAGUUGUGAGGGAGACAAUGAAUCGGGCAUUAGAGAUGUGGAGAGGUGUUCCAGCAGUAUACGAAGAGGAAUCCACAUCAAAAGAUGGUGGAAGUGGCGAACACUCCCCCAUACGGAUUUCGACAAGUCCCGCUAAUAGUGGCUCGGUGACUCCUCGAGUAAAGAAAAUGCUGACAAGCAGGUCACCUGCAUCUAGUAGUUCUUCUAUAGCCAGCAAUGAGAAAAGAACUCUAAAAAGUGAAAACAGGAAGCCAAUUACUUCUAGAUCGAGUAAGGUUGAUUUUGGGAAAAGCUUUCGGUUUCGUGUGGUUCCUUGUAAUGGGAAUGACGACAAUGUGUUUGAUAUGGCUACCGACAAUGCUAAUGAAUGCAACCUUGGGGAUCAAAAAGAGUUCGAGGAUAUUUCAUUGAUUAGGGAACAGCUUGUGCAAAUUGAAAACCAGCAAUCUAGUUUGUUGGAGCUCCUCCAGAGAUUUAUUGGAAACUCCCAGAAGGGGAUGAAUUCGUUGGAAAAACGAGUAAAUGGUCUGGAGAAGGUGCUAGACGAGAUGUCACGUGAUUUAGCUAUUUCAACUCGAAGAACUCCGAGCAGUGAUUCUAAUGGAAACGCAUGUUGUCUGAUACCCGGAGCAGAAUUUCUGAGUCCAAAGUUUUGGAGGAAAACCGAAGGACAAAAUUCCAAUGCCAAGUUCUUUUCUAGUGUUACGGAAUAA